AUGGCGUGGAUGGUGAAGGCGCGGAAGUCGACGCGGUGCGACGUACUCAUCCGAGGGGUACCGCGUGCUCGGGACGCGAAUCCCCGCACGGGCGCGCGUGAGGGGCCCCGUGGCCGGCGGGGCGGAGGAGGCGGAGGCGGAGCCGGAGACGAGGCGUCGCUCAGCAAAGACGGCGCGGCGCCCGAGCUGAGGCUCGAGGGCGACGCAAGCGGCGUCGAGGAGGAUGAACCCGGUGAAGGCGCGUCGCCCGGCGAAGACGGCGCGGCGCCCGAGCUAAGGCUCGAGGGCGACGCAGCGGCGUCGAGGCAGGCGUCGGCGCGGGUGUCGGCGUGGGGUCACCCGAGACAUGGCUCGAGGGUGACCCGGAGGGUGAGCGAGGCAGCGCCCGAGCCGAGCUCAAGGGCGCGGCGGAGGACGACGAGGCAGUGCCCGAGUCCGAGCUCGAGGGCACUGUAG
Molecule: messenger RNA, 456 nt
Organism: Lolium perenne
Lineage: Eukaryota; Viridiplantae; Streptophyta; Magnoliopsida; Poales; Poaceae
Source: RefSeq, a predicted model, not a curated record